Molecule: messenger RNA, 922 nt
Organism: Canariomyces notabilis
Lineage: Eukaryota; Fungi; Ascomycota; Sordariomycetes; Sordariales; Chaetomiaceae
Exons: 2
Coding region: 325-792 (155 amino acids)
Source: RefSeq, a predicted model, not a curated record
UGGGCCCUGACCUCAACUAUGGCAACAAUUACGAUCAGCAACUGCCUUCGGAGGUUGACAACAUUGGUCUUCAGUACCCCGCUCAUCCCCUGAAUCUCGCCCACCAACAAAUCCUAAGCGAAGGCGACGUGACUCGUGACUUCGACCAGAAUUUUGAACCGUUCCGUCUUGCGUUUUCUGGUGGGCCGUUCCUUUGGCCUAGGUCGCUCUGUGGGCCGACUGGACCAACAAACACAUCAGUGACAGUUGACUAUCAGCUCACUUGGCCAGGACCGAACCCCCUGCUUGAGAGAGCCGCCAUGAUAGGAGAGCUGAAGCAGCCGUAUGUUAUCGUACCAAUGCCCGCAAGUCUUCGUCUUCGAUUCAGUACACCUCGUCAUUCUGCAAUUCAGAGCUGCGGACAAGGAUCAGAUACAGGAUCAGGACUGCCAUGUCGAUAUCUGCAUUAUACCCAGGGAUCAACUUUCCCAGGAACAAUGCACUAUUAAAUACGCACUCUACCGAUUGGCUUGGAGAGGCUGGAUGCGUCUUUCGGCGACGUUGGCUGCUCAGGAGGGUUCGAAAAGAAAGAUAGUGACCAUUGCUAUUGACGGAAUACCUCGUGUAUACGAGUGGUGGUCAGGAAAGCCAUUGUGGGAGGUGGCCCAUCGUCGUUACCAGUAUGGCCAUCCAAAUGGAUGGAAACGCCAGUUUUUCAGAUUAGAGACGGGCGGAUAUUGGAUUUGGGUGGAUGAUAAUGGUAACUAUCCGGAUGGGGGGCUGGUGUAUGACACUGGAAAUUGUUUGCAGUAAUUGUGUCGGCUACUUGCAGGGCUGGCGGGCGGGGUCUGAGUCAGCUAUAAAUUUCAUUUGCUGCCCCUCACGGAAUUUCCAAACCCAAGCGUCGCAGGUUCCUCACCAUUAUUGUCAACCAUGGAUACGG